Oryzias latipes (Japanese medaka) is the source of this 9834-nucleotide messenger RNA. NCBI's taxonomy places the organism in Eukaryota, Metazoa, Chordata, Actinopteri, Beloniformes, Adrianichthyidae. The record is from RefSeq and is a predicted model, not a curated record.
UUAUUCCACCAGGAAGCCGCCAUUUUGUGAAGCUGCUGUAGACAAAUUUUGAAAGGAAUUAAAUAAAUGCUGAUACUAUUUUAUAUAAAAGCGUUGUCACUGUUGUAAUUCACAGAUUCACUCUUUUUUUCUGCAAACAGUAACUAAUGCUGAGUCGGUGCUUAAAACGUUGUGAAUAAUAAAGUAUUAUGAUUUUGUAGUUGCAAAAGUCCUACAAAUGGUUUUGCCCGUUUUCUAUCCAAUCACGUCAACAACAAUUGGGGUGUGGCUGUCUGUGAUUGGUCCAAGGUGGUAGAAGCUUCUGGAACGGUGGAGAAUUCGUCCCUUUUCACACGGGACUUCUGAGUGAUCGGACGUGUCUGUCAGAGCUCUGUGAGAAAAGGUUUUCCUUGGUUUCUGCACCCAGAGGAUCGGCUGAUUUUCGCCAGAGAAGGAUCUCUACUGCCUGUUACUUCGACCAAAAGAGGAUUUAACUCCAUCUAUUUCCACGAAGAGUUUUUAUUCUCCACCCAUCCCCCCGUUUUUUCUUCUCUACUCUGUCUCUGUAGGACUCCAUUUUGUUGCCCCGGCCCACUUUUUAGGUCGAGAAGAUGCCACGGGGCAAGGACCACCGCAGAGCCCGUGCCAGGAACUUCGCGCCCAUGGACCUGGGACCGACUGGCCAUCCAAGCCCGAGUGCUCCGAGUUCACGCUCCGGCACUGGGUUUAGGCACCCCGUGCGAAGAUGGCCAGUGUCUUCUGCCACCGGGAAGAGCCACAAGUGCCUUGUGCCGCCAGAGUCUCCCGGGGAGAAGUUCGUCCUGGUGGUAGGAGACUCCCACCUUCGCGCCCUGGUGGACGGGAUCGUCCGGAUGCCUGGGGGUGGGGGCAUGACCUUCGGGUUCAUUUCCACCCCUGGCGCCAGUGCAGCCGAGCUGUACAAAGAGGUAAGGCACGCAAACAUUCCACGUACCCCCGAUCUUGUGUGUCUUCUCGCCCCCAGCAACAACCUGACGGCCAGCCGGACGCUCCCCGAGGCAGCUGUGGACUUCAGGCGGCUCCUGGCUCUGUUCCAGUCCAAGUGGUCCAAGCUCUUCGUCCUGGACUUCCCGCCUCGCCUGACUGUGGCCCCGGACCUGCAGACGUUCCUCCGCCAGGACUUCAACCGAGUGGCGGCGCAGAUGGGCAUUAAGUACCUGUCUGUUGCUGAGCACUUCAGCUUGGACCACUUGGAGCUGUGGGCCCGCGAUGGGGUCCACCUGAGUGACGAUGGAGGGAUGGUCCUUCUGGCUUCCCUGCUGUGGAACUACUCUGCUCUGCAGCUGGUGGAGCCAGAGGUCCAGGCGCCUCCUCCUGCGUCGCCCCGGCCUGCCGUGCGGCGAGUCGCUCCUAAGGUGGUUGUGAGGGAGCACCCUGUGUCCCCUCCUCCAACCAACCCUUUUGAGUGGGCUUGCAAGGUAGGGAAGGCAAAGGUGAAUCCAGCUUCCUUGAAAGCCAGACCAGAAGUGGCGUGUGCAGAGCAGAAAGCCAGUCCUUCGGGUGCAGACCGCUCUCCUCUGGCAUCCUGGCACGGGCGGGGAUUGGAGCAGGUGAGUUGCAGGAAAAAUAAAACUGCAGUGUGUUUGUUGUGUCCACAUGAUAACAUUUCUGUGUUUUCUAUUCCACAGGCUGCUCCUCUCCCGGUGUCGCCCGUGCGCUUCAGCCCUGCUAUUCUGGAUCUGAUGGACAAAUUUUACCCGUCAGAUCUGGACUGUGCUGGAGCUGCUGCGCCUGUUCCCGCUGGGAACAAGACGUCUCGUGCUAGACGUCGCCGGAGGGCUGUGGCUGCAUCCCAGAGGGCUGCCCCCAGGCCCCAGGCGGAGGUUCCCGAGCACGUGGAGGUGAAACCCCGGCCUUCACCUGCCAGGCGUGCCAGGAAGGAGAGGGUGCCGGCUCAGGACCGUGUGGGGGUGACACCUAGGUCUCCUACCAAGGACGUGACGGUGGAGCGGCCUGUGGACCAGGACCAGCAGCAGCGUGGACGGCCUGCUGCAGGAGGUAAGAAGAGCAGCAAAGGUAAGAGCUGUUCUCCUUCCUGCAUCUGCUGUGUGGUUCAGCCAAGUUCAGACCCUGUAAUCCUGUUUGGUCCCUCUGAAGGUAACAGUGAGGUGGUUGCUGCUCCUGCCAGUUGUAGUGUUGAGGCUGUGUCAGACUCUAGUUCAGUUGACAUGGAGGUUGGUGUAACGUUUGGCUCCUCGGAUGAUGAGCUGCUAACCUCUGAGGUCCAGGAGCCUGGUCCUGUUCCUGCUGCUGGUACGUUAAAGUUCCCCAGCAUCAGAGGAUCGUUUCACCAGGGCAGUGAGCUGUUUGGGAGCAACACUGGGCGGCAGUGCAUGGCCAUCUCUUUGGUGGCUGCUGCCAAGCACACUGUUAAAGGUGUGUUUCAGUGGGACUGUUGUGAGUUAGAUUCUGUGCUGCUUGCUGGAGAUCAGGUUUACUCGGACCUGCAGAGACAGAACAAAAUCACUGACUCUGCAGGUUUUCUGAGAGCGACUGAUCUUCCAGAUCAAGUAGUGGUGGAUGGGGUUGAACUGUCCUGUGCUUUUGGGGAAGUUGUUAGCGGGGAUGCUAAAAUCGAUUCGGGUGAAUUUGUUGAUGUGGGUGUGUUGGUUCCCCUGAAGGAGGGGUUGGCUAGGAUGACGGCAAAGUACAACACAUGUCUGCUGACACUGUGUGAGAACACGUGUGCCGUCAUUGCUGAGAAUGGACGCUGGGCUAUUGUAGACUCCCAUUCUCGCAGUCCUGAAGGGAUGAGGGUCCCUGAUGGAUCCAGUGUAGUUUUGUUUUUUGACUCUGUGGGUGAAGUUCACGACUACCUGCAGAGGUCAGUUGAGGGCAUUGUCCUCACAGAGUUUGAAAUAGUUGGUGUUGUUUUUUCUGCUUCCAAUACAUUUAACCCUUUCUUAGGAAGUCCUGCAGAAAGUAACUCCCUGAACCUCUGCAAAGAGAGCCUCUUCCAUGACACUUCAUUAGAUGUCACUGUAGAAUCUAAACAGACAGCAACAAAACGAAAAAUGGAUUCAAAAAUUGAUAAUGCAGACCCUUCAGUCGAAAACCUGAAGAAAGUCAAAUUAGAUGAUGUUGCUGUGGAGGAACAGGAUGUAAUUUUUAGUGAGCCUGAGCAGGAAAUUUUCUAUUUUAACCCUUUAAAUCGGCAUGUCUGCCAGGCUCUGUCCUCAAUGUUAAAUAUUGAGUUCCAAAAUUUUAAUGCCCCACCUGCUCCUCCCAUUGGUUUGUUAGGGCCCCCUUGUACCAACGAAAAAAUUAUUGGAGAUGGAAAUUGUUACUUUAGGGCCAUCUCUCAGGCUGUGAGCGGAUCCCAAAACAGCCACAGAAAAAUUCGGUUAGCCAUCGUUAAACAAUUGGAAACAAACCCCGAUCUGUACAGCUGGGUAAUUGGGCGCGAGUACUCCUCUGUGGCUGAGUACAUAACCAAAUCUAGAAUGCGGUUUGUUAGUGUUUGGGCCACAGACGUGGAAAUUCAAGCCACGGCUGAUUUGUUAGGAGUAAAUGUUUUUGUAUUGUUUGAUGGCAGGUGGCUUCGGCACCAGAGCAGCGGUCAGCAAUUAUGUGAAAAUGCAAUUUAUAUAGAAAAUUGUGGUGGAACACAUUUUGAGACUGUUUUGUGUGUUAAAGAUCCACAACAGGACCGCUGUGCUAGUUGUUGUCCCUCUGCCAACAAACAACCAAAAACAUAUUACAUGCGUUCAUAUGCCAAAGAUGACAAUAAUUUGACAGGCGUACAGACAAAUUCAAUAACUGACAGCCAGAUUAAAUGUAGAAAUUUAACUACUAAAUACUUUCUAUCCCAAAAAAGGCAACAAACAACAAAAAAGUUUAAAGGAAAAAUCUACAGAGAAAACGAGAGGGAACGGUUGAAGCACACCAUCCAAAAAAAAUAUUUUAAAGAUGCAAGUUACAGACAGAAAGUGAAGUUGAUAAUUAAGACACGGCGACAAAUAAGUUACGUUGAAAAUGAAGAUUAUAGAGAAAUGUUAAAGUCAAAAGUGAAAGCAAAAUAUAGACACGAUGCCGCACACAAGACCAUGAUGAAAGCUCUGAGCAUACAAAAAUAUAGAGAUAAUACAGCGCACAAGAUCAUGGUGAAAGCUCUGAGCAAACAAAAAUAUAGAGAUAAUGCAGCACACAAGAUCGUGGUGAAAGCUCUGAGCAAACAAAAAUAUAGAGAUAAUGCAGCACACAAGAUCGUGGUGAAAGCUCUGAGCAAACAAAAAUAUAGAGAUAAUGCAGCACACAGAACCAAUGUGAAAGCUCUGAGCAAACAGAAAUAUAGCGGAGACUCGGCCCACAGGACCAAGGUGAAAGCUCUGAGCAUAGACAAAAAUAAAAGAGACGCCACACACAAGAUUAAGGUUAAUGUUGCAAUCAAAAAGCGAUACAGAGAAAACCCUGCAUUCAGAAAGAGUGUCAUAAAUAAUGUUCAACAGAAGAGGCAAUUGAAUAAAAAGAAAGCGGAGAGUUUUCAGGAAGUCAUGCAGGACUUCCUAAAAAAGGUGGAAAAGGGUCCAGAGUUUGUUUGCUGUGUGUGCAACAGACUUCUGUUCCAUCACCAGGUUUUGCUGUGUGUCAGGGAGACUUACAGCAAAUCUGCGAAGAUGGCAGAGAUUGCAGAUGUGUGCAUUAGUGAGGACUACCUGCACCGCUGCAACAUGGACUGUGAGAGCCCAUGUUUGUUUUUAGAGACGGCGAGGAGCGCUCUUUGGAUUUGCCACUGCUGCGACUCAAAGUUAAAAAGAGGUCUGACCCCGCCUGAGUGGGUCGGUAAUAACCUGGAGGUUUGUCCUGUCCCACCUGAGUUGGCCUGUUUAAAUAGUCUAGAGCAGCAUCUGAUUGCACUGCAUAUACCUUUCAUGAAGAUGCUUGCUCUGCCUAAAGGUGGGCAGAAUGGUGUUCACGGCCCAAUCACGUGUGUUCCUGCCAACUUGGUGCAAACGACCAAUGUGCUGCCUCGGUCUGACAUGGAAGGGUCUCUGUUGCGCGUCAAAUUAAAGCGUAAACUGACUUACAAAGGUCAUUAUGAGUAUCAGUUUGUGGAUACCAUGCACAUUAGGCGGGCCUUGCAGUAUUUGAAACGCAACAAUAAAUAUUACAAAGACAUAGACUUUAAUGAAGCUUGGCUCAAUGACUUUUGUAAAGAAGAAUUGGAAGAAGAAAAUCGAAACGAACCAGAAAAGCAGACGGACAAAAAAGAGGAUGAGGCCGAUGAUGGAGAAGAUGAGCUUCUCCAUGACAGACAGAAUCACUGCAUGUUCCAAGAUUCUGCUCUGUUCCCAGUGGACAUCGGCCAAGAAGUCCUGGAUCAGUAUUUUGAAGACAUUUUGAAUUUGGCCCCGGCGGAAGGCAAUAAUCCGGUCCGAUUAUUGACUAAUCGAGAAAAUGAAGCUAAAUGUUUUCCUGUCAUCUUUCCCGAUGGUAAAAACGUUUACCAUGAAAGCAGAAAGUUCAAAUUAACUCUAUCGCGUUACUUUAACAACAGGAUCCUCCAUGCUGACGGUAGGUUUGCACAGAACGUCGAGUACAUCUUUUUUGCACAGUACAUGUCGGAGGUGGAGAAGGUUGUUUCUAGUGUGUCUGUGGCUCUCAGAAAAGAAAAAUCAGGAAGUGCAUCUGAAGGUGUAAGUGCCGAUGCACAUUCUGAGAAAACCCUGAAGAAGCUGCUGGAAGCAGAUCAGGGCUUUUGUUUCCUCCGGCCUAUUCGAGGCACUCCGGCAUUCUGGCAGGCAACACAGAAGGACCUGUUGGCCUGUGUUCGUCAGCUGGGUAUUCCAACGUGGUUCUGUUCGUUCUCUGCUGCCGACAUGCGUUGGAAAAAUCUCCUCGACACUGUGUUAAGACAGGAGGGGAGAACCCAGACAGCUGACCAGUUGGAUUGGGCUGAGAGGUGUGAAUUGUUGCGCAGGAACAGUGUCACAGCAGCACGCAUGUUUGACUUCCGCUGGCACUGUUUCCUGAGGGUGGUCCUGAUGUCUCCGGCUAAUCCUAUAGGGAAAAUUGUGGAUUUCUUUUAUAGGAUUGAGUUUCAGCAGCGUGGGUCCCCUCACGUGCAUGUUUUGUUUUGGAUUGAGGGGGCUCCACGGAUAGGGAAAGAGUCGGAAGAGGAGGUCGCGGCGUUCAUAGAUAGAUACGUCACCUGCGAGAUUCCUCAGGAUGAAGUGUUGAAGGAAAUUGUUCUGGCUGUCCAGCAGCACUCUAGGAACCACACCAAGUCAUGUAAGAAGGGCGGGACCAAAUGUCGCUUCAACUUUCCAAAAACAGCAUCCGGCCGCACAUUUGUUAUCGAAGAUGAAAAGAUUGUGAAAUGCCCAAAAUGUACCGACCCGAACGUUAAAGCCGGCGAAGUAUCCAAAUUAGAAUGCAUCUGCUGGAAGAUUGACAUGAAGAAGCAGAUUGCUGCGGAGGCAUUUGACUUUUUGACCGAAAUUAAUCGCGUUGUUAAUGACGACAAAUCAGAAUUCAAAACCCUGGAGCAGAUCUUUGAGUAUUUCCAAAUUGACCAGGAAAUAUACGAGAAACUGUUCAGGGCCUGCCAUCGGAGAAGCCAGGUCGUCCUAAAAAGAAACAAAAAUGAAAUCUGGAUCAACCCCUACAACAAGUCCCUGUUAAAAUGUUGGAAUGCAAACAUGGACAUUCAGUACAUCGUUGAUGCGUUCGCUUGCGUCGUGUACAUCAUCUCGUACAUUUCAAAAGAAGAGCGCGAAAUUGGCCUGUUGUUGCGAAACACCCAAAAAGAAGCGGAAAAGGGAAACACCAGUGCAAAAGAGACACUGAAGAAAUUAGGCACCGUAUAUUUACACAAUCGGCAUGUGUCGGCUCAAGAAGCAGUGUAUAGAUUGGCUAAUAUGCACCUAAAAGAAUGCUCCAGAAAAGUUGUGUUCAUUCCAACCGGGGACAACAUCAUUAGGAUGAGCAAACCGCUUGCUGUUCUGCAGCAGCAAGAUGAGUCCGGGUCCCAGUGGAUGCUAAACAUCGUGGACCGGUACAAAAAUAGGCCACACGAUCAGGAAUUUGACGACCUGUGCAUUGCUACUUUCGCGUCCGAAUAUCGGCUAUUGUCAAAAAACGAAAGCUCCAAAAAUGCGAUAGAGCUCCAAAAUAAUUGUGGUCUGGUCGUAAAACGCACACGCACCAAACCUGCAGUCGUCCGUUAUGCGCGCUUCUCCGAGCACAAAAAUCCGGAGCGGUUUCAUUUGAGUAUUCUCCAAUUAUUCCUCCCGUAUCGCACGGACGACGACCUGAAACCGCAGGAUUUCAAAUUCAAUCAGGAUUAUUAUAAGAAUGGUACAGUGCGUCUUCGUAGCGGUGAACACACUGUUGAAAGUGUUGUUGAUCGGAACCGGGAGAAGUUCGAGCUUGAGGCUGAUGCGUUAGAGCUGGCCCAGGCUGAGCUGUCGGAUGCAGAGUUUUUGGAGGCUGCAUGGGACAUUUUGGUCCCCGGGGCCCAGUUGGAGCAGCGGGAGAGUGAGAUGGAGCAGCGAGAGCAGCUGGUAGAGAGAGGGACAGAGGGGGAACAUCAGGAGGACAUUCCAGAUCUGGAUGUUCUCCGUGGAGAAGCUGCUCGACUAGAGAAGAGUCCCGGUCUCAGUAGGGAGGAGGGGCUGUUGCUCAUCAGCUCUCUGAAUGAGCUGCAGCUCUCCACCUUCCUACAUGUCAGAGAGUGGUGUUUACAGAAGGUCUCAGGUCAGAAUCCAGAUCCUCUGCACAUGUUUGUUACAGGCGGUGCAGGGACUGGAAAGAGCCACCUGAUCAGAGCGAUCCAGUACGAGGCUACGAGGUUGCUGUCACCUCUGUGUCUCCAGCCGGACGCUGUGUCGGUUCUGCUGACCGCCCCCACAGGGAUUGCUGCCUACAGUCUGAAGGCAGCAACCAUUCACACUACAUUUGGAAUCGGUACAGAAUUCCGUCUGCCGUACUCUCCUUUGGGCGAGGAGAAACUUAAUUCUAUGCGCGUUAAGUACCACGAUUUGCAGAUUUUGAUCAUUGAUGAGAUUUCCAUGGUGGACCACAGACUAUUGAUCUACAUCCACGGCAGACUGCGACAAAUUAAACAAACAGGUGACUUUUCCCCAUUUGGAAAAGUGUCAAUUAUCGCUGUUGGAGAUUUCUAUCAGUUGCCUCCCGUUAGAGGGAAACCACUUUAUGCAGACAAAUCUGAGCUAAAUUUGUGGUCCAUGUGCUUCAAAGUGGUUGAACUGAGAGAGAUCGUCCGACAGAAAGACCAAGCAUUUGCACAGAUGUUAAACAGGCUUAGGACGCGUACAAAAGACACUAAAUUGUUGCCCAGUGAUGUGCAAAUGCUGAAGCAGUGUGAAACGGGCGAGGACAGCACGGCUUUGCACAUUUUCCCCACCAAUGCCCAAGUGUUUCAACACAACUUGGAGCAGCUGAAAAUUACAUGUGAAAAUUAUUGUGAAAUUGUUGCAGAAGACUUUAUCCCGAGUAAAGAGACGGGUAAACUGCAACUGAUGAGUGGGCAUCAUAAAAAAGUGAAGAACAGCUGUUUGGAAGAGAGGCUGUUAUUGGGAGUCAACGCUCGAGUGAUGCUAUGCAAAAAUUUAGACAUCACAGAUGGAUUGGUAAAUGGGGCAUGCGGCAUAGUCACCCACAUUGAAUCUUACACAGAGGGGGGGUUUCCAAAAUAUGUUUAUGUGAAAUUUGACGACGAGGAAAUUGGGAAAAUAGCUCGGAGAACGUGUGCCAAAGCCGACUUGCCUGGUUCCACUGCUAUAGAGCCCGAGGAAGAGCGGGUGAGCCAAAAGGGGGGGAUGAGGAGACAGUUCCCACUCAAGCUGGCAUGGGCUUGUACCGUCCACAAGGUACAAGGCCUGACCGUGGACAAGGCUGUGGUCUCCUUUAACAAGAUCUUUGCUGCUGGACAGGUGUAUGUUGCUGUGAGUCGGGUCAGGACCAUCGAGGGGUUAAUCAUUCGGGAUUUUAAGGAAAAGGCGAUUUACUGCAAUAAACAUGCGAAGGCUGCUCUGCAGAAGAUGCCCCCCCUCCUGAGUGGUGAAAGAUGUGACCCGUCUUCUUUCAGAGUUUUCCUGCUGAAUGUUCAGGGAUUAUGCAGACAUGUCUCCUAUCUGGCCCACUGUACACAGCAGCUGCAGCCUAACUGCAUUGCUGUGACGGAGACAUGGCUGACCCCUAGUUCUGCCUUAGAAGCUGUCCAAAUGGACGGCUUCAGUUUCCACAGCCGUCCGAGAGGGGUUUCCUACAGUGGAACCAACCCAGCAUUAGUUGGCCUGAAGAGCCAGCAACAUGGUGGGGUUGGGAUCUACUGUACGGACGGAGGAGACUACCAAAUUCUGGAGAAGCCAGACCUUAAUUUGGAGUGUAUUGUUUACAGGAGUCUGGCUCUAAAUUUAGUGUUAGCUGUAGUGUAUCGGCCCCCCUCCUAUCCUGUAGUGCUGUUUAGAUCCCACCUACAGGAUUUAGUACUUUGGUUAGAAACUCAAAGUGAAUCAGUAGUAGUGAUGGGAGAUUUUAAUGAAGACAUCCUGAAGUCCUCUUCCAUUUUUAAUCUGAUGACGGACAGAGGCUUCAGGCAGCAUGUCACUUCUCCCACAACAGAGAGGGGGGAAACCAUCAUAGAUCAUGUCUAUGCCAAAACUUCCAAAUUUACUGUCAAGGCCGUGGUCAGUCAAAUUUACUUUAGUGACCACGAGGGGAUCCUCUGUUCAUUUAGUGCAUCCUAGAGGGGGGAGUUUUCUGCUGGAGACAGCCUGGUGUUUAUUGUAGGGUGGGGAAUUGUCGUUGGAUUUGUUUCUAGUGAAAAGGGGGGGGGGGGUGAAACAUGAU